Coniosporium apollinis CBS 100218 is the source of this 1176-nucleotide messenger RNA. RefSeq lists its product as uncharacterized. Gene Ontology annotation, biological process: mitotic spindle elongation; vesicle-mediated transport. The record is from RefSeq and is a predicted model, not a curated record. Bases 1 to 1176 code for a protein of 391 amino acids. The transcript has 2 exons. Lineage: Eukaryota; Fungi; Ascomycota; Dothideomycetes. Gene Ontology annotation, cellular component: Golgi membrane.
AUGCCCCCCUCCGACGACUGGGACAUCCGCGCCCUCGCCAUCCCCAUCGACGACACCCCCGAGAACACACGCCGACGAUCCCCCAGUCCCGCCGUCAACCGCACGCCUCUCUCCUCCUUCCGGCACCGCUCCUCCCCCACCGCUGGCCCCUCGACAUGGCAGUCUCGCGUGCAGCGCAACGCCGACAAGCUGCAGCGGCAUGCGUUACGGACGUAUAACAACCUGUCGGUGCUGCAGCGCGUGCUGGCCGUGUCGACGGGGCUCACGAUGCUGGUGCUGACGGUGCUGUUUUUGAUUUACCACAAUAGCAUCUUUGGAUGGCUUGCGCCGGCCGCGAAGCGGUGGAGGGAGAUCAAGGGCGGGUGGAUGAUCCUCUGGGCGCUGGUGUUUGUGGUCUCGUUCCCUCCGUUGAUCGGGUAUAGCACGCUGCUCACGAUCUCGGGGUUCGUGUAUGGGUUUCCGAAUGGAUGGUUCAUCGUCGCCUCCGCCACCAUCCUCGGCAGCACCGCCUCCUUCCUCGCCUCGCGCUCUCUCCUAAAAUCCCUCGUCCACCGGCUCAUAGCGCACGACACGCGCUUCGCCGCGCUGGCGCUAACCCUCAAGCACGACGGCCUCAAGCUGCUCGUCAUGAUCCGGCUGUGUCCGCUGCCCUACUCGCUCUCCAACGGCGCCAUCGCCACGUUCCCGACCGUGCAUCCGCUGGCCUUCAUGGCGGCCUCGGCGGCCGCGAGCCCGAAGCUGCUGCUGCAUGUCUUCGUGGGCGCUAAGCUGGGCGAGAUAGCCGAGAAGGGCGGGCAGAUGGAUGCCAAGACCAAGGCGAUUAGCUAUCUUAGUAUCGGGAUUGGGAUGGUGGCCGGCGCGGUGACGGGGUGGAUCAUUUAUCGGCAGACGAAGGCGAGGGCGAGGGAGCUCGAGCAGCUGGAGGAGGAGAAUGCGAGGGGGAGUAGUCGCGAGCAGUUGGUAAGGGAAUACUCGGACGAUCCGGGGGCAUUGGAGGCGGCCGAGAGGCUGAGGGAGGGGGAGGAUGAUAUUUCGUUGAGAGAGUCGUAUGGGGAGGAGGCGGGAGAGGUGUAUAGGGAUGAGAGUAGUGGCAGUGAGGAGGAAGGGGGCAGAGAUGUAUUUGGGGUCGGGGACGGAGGUGGGGACGUGGAUGCGCCGAUAGGGGGUAGGAGAUAA